CUCCAUCCCCCCCGGGUUGCAUUGCUGAUCCCAGAAUCGUCUUUCCUCAGUGCGACCUUACUUCUCCAUCUUCUCCUCCACCAUUUACCCAUCUCACCUCUUUGGGUCUUCACUUGCUCGCACCAGGGCUUUGCUUGACAUGUCCGCCGCGGUUGACCACAUCUCCAACGACAGUGUGUCGACAGUCCACCAAGAGAAGAGCACCACCUUCAUCCCCGUCGACAAGUUCGAAAACGUCGGCAGCAUGUCGCAGGACGAGAACAUCUCCGCCAGAGCCGACAGCCACGCGCCGCCCAUGCAGGCCGAGCUCGAGCCUGAGCUGCGCUGGUCCAAGUUCCGCGAGUACGGCCGCGACUUCUUCUCCGAGUUUGCCGGUACCAUGAUCAUGAUCCUGUUUGGCGACGGCGUUGUCGCGCAGGUGAUCCUGUCGGAGGAUCAAAAGGGCAACUACCAGAGUAUCUCAUGGGGCUGGGGAUUGGGCGUCAUGCUCGGCGUGUACGUCGCCUCCAAGUCGGGCGGCCAUCUCAACCCCGCCGUCACCCUCGCCAACUGCAUCUACCGUGGCCACCCGUGGCGCAAGUUCCCCGUCUACUUCAUGGGUCAGCUGCUCGGCUGCAUGGCGGGCGCCUUCAUCAUGUACGGCACCUACUACCAGGCCUUUUCGAACCUGGAGGGCGGCACCCAGCGCACCAUGUUGACCGCCGGCAUCUUCUGCACGUACCCUGCCGACUUCUUGACGACCGAGGCCAUGUGGUGGUCCGAAUUCGUGUCCAGCACCAUCCUCAUCUUUGUCAUCUUCGCCCUCGCCGACCCCCACAAUGGCAACGCCGGAAAGUUUAUGCCUCUCGCCCUCUUCUUCCUGAUCUUCGGCAUUGGCGCGUGCUUCGGCUGGCAAACCGGCUAUGCGAUCAACCUGGCCCGUGACUUUGGUCCCCGUCUCGUCUCGUACAUUGUCGGCUACCCCUUCGAGGUCUGGUCGGCCGGCAACUACUACUUCUGGAUUCCCAUGGUCGCUCCCUUCUUCGGCUGCACCUUUGGCGGGUUCCUGUAUGACGUCUUCAUCUUCACCGGCGAGAGCCCGAUCAACACACCCUGGAUGGGCCUCAAGCGCUUCACCCAGCCCAACCGCAAGACGUGGUCCAACACGUACCGGGCUCAGGAGAUUUCCAAGGUGUAGAUUGCCCACUGUCCGAUGUGGAUGAGUCGCAUGUAUUCUUCGGAAGAGAUGUCCAUGUUGGCGGGAAAAAAAAAAACGAAAAAUACCAAAAGGAGUUGUUGGCGUUGAUUUAGGGAAGCGUGGGGGAAACAGUCCAGUCAUUCACGACCAGAUACAUGUAGCUGUUUAGCGACUCAUUCUGCAAUCGAAGAAAUGUUUCAAGUUCAAAAAAGAAAUGGCCGAAAGAUGAAUCAUCGUGAAUGUCGCACGCGGGGCGCAAGCUCGCAGUCAUGUACUAACACGUUGUGGCUCUAUUCCCCCACGCAUAAUGUUGGGCGCUCGCGGUAAGAUUACGACGAUGCCCGAUGGGACUGGUGGACGCCACACUGCG
Molecule: messenger RNA, 1547 nt
Organism: Emericellopsis atlantica
Lineage: Eukaryota; Fungi; Ascomycota; Sordariomycetes; Hypocreales; Bionectriaceae
Product: MIP family channel protein
Exons: 3
Coding region: 140-1177 (345 amino acids)
Biological process (GO): glycerol transmembrane transport; water transport
Cellular component (GO): plasma membrane
Molecular function (GO): glycerol channel activity; water channel activity
Source: RefSeq, a predicted model, not a curated record